CGCAGUCGCUGGCGUUUGCUCCUGUACAACGGAUGUGUAGACGACAAAAGACACAUUCAAAAUGGAAAUAAACCUUCUGUAUGUCGUAGCCGUCGGCACCGUACUAGCCAUCGUCUAUUACUUGCUCACCAAAAACAAAGACUACUUCCACGGGAAACCCAUUCCCUCGUUGGCCGCCAAAUUUCUGCUGGGCAGUACAUGGCCACUGUAUCUAAGGACACUGUCGUUCGGUGACUUCAUCCGGUCCGUCUAUGGAAAGUUCCCAAAUGCCAAAGUCUUCGGAAUGUUCGACCUAACCGCACCGGUGUUUGUCCUCCGGGAUCCGGAGCUAAUCAAAAAGAUCGCGGUGAAAGAUUUCGACCAUUUUGUCGACCAUGUGCCUACCUUCGGUAGCACGGAUCACGAUCACCCGAAUCUGAUCGUGGGUAAAUCACUGUUUGCUCUGACCGGUCAAAAGUGGAAGAACAUGCGAGCAACGUUGAGUCCAGCAUUCACCGGUAGUAAGCUGCGGUUGAUGUUCGAUCUGAUAGUGGAAUGUAGUGAGAAUGCGGUACGGUACUAUAAGGACGAAGCGCGUACCAAAGGUCCGCAGGAGUACGAAAUGAAGAACAUCUUCUCGCGGUUUACCAACGACGUGGUGGCGACGAGUGCAUUCGGGUUACAGGUUGAUUCUUUGAAAAACCCUACCAACGAGUUUUACGUAACCGGGAAAAAGAUGAUGAACUUCUCUCGGUUUAGUGUAUUGCUCAGAAUCCUCGGGUAUCGAUUUAUACCGGAUAUCUUAGGCCGUUUGGGGAUCGAUAUUAUCGAUGCGAAACACAACAGCUACUUCCGAUCACUGAUUCUGACGGCUAUAAAGGAACGGGAAACCAAGGGUAUCGUUCGGCAGGAUAUGGUAAACCUUCUGAUUCAGGCGAAGAAAGGCAUACUUAAGCAUAAAAAACAGAAAGAAGAAGACGGUGGGUUUGCUGCCGUGCAAGAAUCGGACGUUGGUAAAGGUCAAAGUUUGGCAACACUGACGGAUACUGAAAUGGUUGCUCAAUGUUUGAUCUUUUUCCUAGCUGGGUUCGAUACCGUGUCGACGUGUUUGCUUUUCACAACGUACGAACUGGCGGUAAAUCCAGACAUACAACAAAAACUGUACGAAGAAAUCGUGGCUACGAACUCCUCACUGGACGGAGGAUCACUGACUUAUGAUGCCAUGCAUAAAAUGAAAUAUUUGGAUAUGGUCGUAUCGGAGUCUCUUCGAAUGUGGCCACCUGCUCCGGCACUCGAUAGAAUUUGUGUAAAGGACUAUCUGCUGGAUUGUGGCGAUGGUCUCAAGUUUACCAUCGACAAGGGAACCAUCGUUUGGAUACCGGUUCAGGCAUUACACUACGAUCCAAAGUACUACCCGAAUCCGGAAGUGUUCGAUCCGGAGCGGUUCGGUGAUGAACAAAAGGAUAACAUUAGCACGGAAACAUAUGCACCGUUUGGAAUCGGCCCAAGGAACUGUAUUGGAUCUAGGUUUGCACUUGCCGAGGUCAAAACUAUUCUGUACUAUUUGUUGCUUAAUUUUUCGCUGGAAAAGACUAGCCGAACGGAGGUGCCGCUCAAAAUUAUUAAGGGAUUCGGGGAUGUUAUUCCGGAGAAUGGCGUGCAUUUGGAGUUUAGACCGAGAAAUUAAGAAUUAUGAGGUUAGAUAUGUAUAAUUUAGGAAAAUAGAUAAGCAAUCAAAUAUUAUGAAUAAAGACUGUAAUCGAUAAGAUACUCAUA
This is a messenger RNA of Topomyia yanbarensis, 1755 nucleotides long. RefSeq names its product cytochrome P450 9e2-like. NCBI's taxonomy places the organism in Eukaryota, Metazoa, Arthropoda, Insecta, Diptera, Culicidae. The record is from RefSeq and is a predicted model, not a curated record. Gene Ontology annotation, molecular function: iron ion binding; monooxygenase activity; heme binding. Bases 62 to 1666 code for a protein of 534 amino acids. The transcript is spliced from 2 exons.